Messenger RNA from Brenthis ino (lesser marbled fritillary), 1086 nucleotides. The record is from the annotation of a GenBank genome assembly. NCBI's taxonomy places the organism in Eukaryota, Metazoa, Arthropoda, Insecta, Lepidoptera, Nymphalidae.
AUGGAAGUGCUGCCGGCUAAAUAUAUCUUACCCAAAUGGAAGAAGCAGCCGGCUCUAUAUCAGAAAAGUGUCCAGGCGUGCGAGCUGCCGGCCGUGCAGAGCGAGCACAGCCACUACGUGUGCGACGACAAGGGGGAGCCCAAGUGCCUGCCCGGCUGGCAGGGCGACCUGUGCGACGUGCCCAUCUGCAAGAGAGGAUGUGAUCCGAUGCAAGGCUAUUGUAAGAGGCCAGGAGAGUGCAGAUGUAAGUUGGGCUUCUACGGCGAGCGUUGCAACAAGUGCAUCGCGCUGCCGGGCUGCCAGCACGGCUACUGCAAUGUCUCCUUCGAGUGCAUCUGUAGAGACGGGUGGGACGGUAUCUUCUGUUCUGAACUGAGUUAUUUUCCAGCGAUCUGUCGCUCGGACUGUCACGCGACGCGCGGUUUCUGCGAGUCUCCGGGCGAGUGCCGCUGUAAGCUGGGCUGGUCGGGGCCCACGUGCCGCGCCUGCCAGCCGCUGCCCGGCUGCCAGCACGGCUACUGCGAUAAGCCUCUGGAGUGCAAGUGCUUGCCAGGAUUUACUGGAUUGUUGUGUCAAACUCCAAUUUGCUCCCCUGGGUGUCACGGCGAGCGCGGCUACUGCCGGCGGCCGGGCGAGUGCCGCUGCAAGGUGGGCUGGACCGGCGCCACGUGCAAGGAGUGCCACCGCUACCCCGGCUGUCUGCACGGCACCUGCAACCGCCCCUGGGAGUGCAUCUGCAAGGACGGCUGGGGCGGCAUGCUGUGUGAUGAAGAACUAAAUUAUUGCGAGAAGAACCCAGAGACUUGCAAGAAUGGAGGAAAAUGUCAAUCUCUAGAAUCUAGAGACGGUUCCUUCAGGUGCCAGUGCCCGCCCGGCAUCAGCGGCAAGCGCUGCGAAAACCUGCCCGACACCACCACCACACCUACCACCACUGCCACUAAUUCUACAGAAGCUGUCGAAGCAAUUGAAGAUCUUGGUGACAAAGUUGAAAAUGAAGAUAUAGAAGCUAUUACUGUGAAAAUAAAUACGACUGAAACUAGCGAUGAAAAUGAGACUGACGACACGUUUCAGGACGUAUUCGGGGAA